GCUUGCAUCAACACUUUGGGUGAAUGCAUGGUUUGUGACAACACUCCUAGAUCAUCAUCAUCAUCAUCAUCAUCAUCAUAUCCAUCAUACGGUCCCAAUACGUGCUCUCUGGCUCACGACAGUGCCAGCGGUAGCGAUCAUGCCGUCCACAUCUGAUGUGAACACUCUAUUGGCCAACUUACCCAAUUCCGUACCGGCAAUCUUUCAACAGGCUCAAUUAUCAUUGGCAAACCAUCGUAAAAAUGUUGUUGCUUUGCAUAGAUUACAUGCUGCCGUUGCAACGAUUCGUGAAGAGACUGAUCGUGGAACAAGACUAGUGGGAGAAAAAGCAUUCAAUGAUGCCUUCCUUGCUUGUUUGAAUCGUGUUCUGGAUAUCAAGAGAGGUGUCUCGAAUGCUGAUCGAUGUAUCAAAUUUGUCGCUGCUUACAGUACAUUCACACAAACACAAUUUCGUCAAACGAUGUCAGAUCAAAUGGAUGAAGGAGCCGAUUCCGAAGAAGAAGAUGAAGACGCUGAUACACCUGCGACUCGAUUCGUUACCAUUCUUAUACGACAUCUCUUGCGCGGAUUUGGAGCAAAGAAUAAAAAUGUCCGUUUGAGAUGCUGUCAAACGAUUGCUCUUUUGAUCAACGGCUUGGAGUCACUCGACGAUGAUCUUUAUGAAACACUCAAGAAUGCCUUGCUCAUCCGAAUGCGAGACAAAGAGGCACCUGUUCGUGUACAUGCCAUCAUUGCAAUGGCUAAAUUGCAAGGCGAUGAAGAGCAAGAGGAUGAGGAAGAAGAGCCGGACUAUGAAGAUGAAGAGCGACAGGAUGUCACUUCACUCAUCAUACGUGCCAUGCGUCAUGAUCCCAGCGCAGAGGUACGUAGAGCUGCACUUUUCAAUCUUGUCCCUACUCCAAACACAUUUCCUUACGUUCUUGAACGAUUGCGUGAUACCGAUACCGUCAACCGUCGAUGUGUUUAUCUUGGCAGUUUGAGUAAUGCAGUCCUUGGUCAACCUACAUGCAAAGUUGACCCAACAACCGAAGAUUGGGCACAUAUCGUCAAAGUCGGUCUAGGUGAUCGUGAGAGUAGCGUUGUACGUGCAACAAAGAAGCUCAUUGCUAGUUGGACAGAUGCAGUCAUGGGUUCUGGGGAUGGAUGUGAGAACCUUUUGGAUCGUUUCAAUCUUACUGAUGCACCAGAAGCAGCCAAGAUGACGCUCAAAGCGGCAUUUGAAGCAAGACCAGCUCUACUGGAUACAGUCAAUUUCAACGAAGAAUUUUGGCAAGAGUUGACACCAAGCAAAGCUCUGAUCGCACGUGUGUUUGCUGAGCAUUGCAAAACACUCGGUACAGAAGGAGAAAGGCGGAUGGAAGAGACUAUGCCGUUGGUAACUGCAUUGGCUUUCCGUACUCAAGCUGCUUGGGGAACUUUGUUGGAGCAAUUGGAAGUGAAGCAAGAUCUACUCGAAAGAGAAGCAAGCGAAGAAGAACAAAUGGAGAUUGCAUCCAUCAUUGAUGCUCAUCAAUCGAUCGUUGAAUCACUCUUACACGUAUCUAUGCAUUUGGAUUACGGUGAUGAAAUCGGACGAAGAAAGAUGUUCAAUCUGGUUCGUGAUAUGGUCAGUAAUGCAUCCCUACCUGAGGCAUUGAUUGAGCCUUGUUUGGAUGUUUUACGAAAGCUCAGUGCAGGACAAAAGGAUUUCGUUCGUAUUAUUGUGGAAUUGGUACAAGAAAUCGAAGAUGUGGUUCCUCCAGCAAUGAUACAUGACAGCGAAGACGAAGAUGAAGCCGAGAUUGCAGGACACCUCAAUGGAGAUGAGCCAAAGGCACAUCAACCAAGCCCUAGCCCAGAGCAAGUUGCAGAACAAGCUUUGAUCGAUGCACAUCGAUUGAGUAUCAUGGCAGGUAUGUUGGAACGUAUAGUGGGUGGAGUACAAGAGAUGACAGCCAUGCAAGGAUUGGUUUCGCAAUUGAUUACUCCCUCAGUACAAUCGAAAUAUGAAACCGUACGCGAUCGUGCUUACAAAUGUUUGGGUCUUUGCUGUUUGAUGGACGCAAAUCUGGCCCUGAGUACUUUUGGCAUGUUCUUGCACGAGAUCGGGAACCAAGUUGGUAAAACCAGACAGACCUUGCUUCAAGUCUUGUUCGAUCAAUUGACUACACACGGUAUCACAUUCCUAUGUCAACCAAUAAUUCGUGAAUCAGGCGGUACUCAAGAAGCUGCAGAUGCUAUACACAGUCAAAUUGUCAACUAUUUGUUAAGCUUAUUGGAAGAUGACGACAAGCAAAUUCAAGCAUUCGUUGCCGAAGGAAUGGCGAAAUUGAUGUUGAGCGGAAUCGUGACAGAUGAUGAUGCUUUGCGCAGUUUGAUUCUCGUUUAUAUGGCCCCGGAAACGUCAAACAAUCAACAAUUGCGUCAAUGCUUAUCUUACUUCUUGCCAAUUUAUUGUUACAGUUCAGCAACCAAUCAAAGACGCUUGCAAAGGGUUCUGGUGCCUGUCUUGGACGUGUUGACAGAUGUGUACUUUGAACGUGAAAAUGGACAAGAGAUGGUUUCUCCCCUACAAAUUGGCUUACAGCUGCUUGAUUGGUGCGAUCCAGCAAAGGGAGUGUAUGCAAACAAAACCGAUGUUACCAUUCAUAUCGAUGUCGCCAUCGAAAUCGUUCAAGCACUCUUUCUCAAAGAGGAAAAGGAGGAUCGCAAAGUGUUUUGCCAAUUGUUGAGCAGACUUAUCAUGCCCGAUCAAGAUGCAAUCACCAAUGGAAAGACGGAUGAUUCGUUGAUUGCUUACGCUCUGUUCAUUUUGAUCGGAACUUUGCAAAAAGUACGACCGUUGGAAGAUGCGAUGAGCAAGAACAAUUUGGCCAAAUUCCAAUUGGCUUGCAAGCGACUGUACCCUACUUUGUGGUCAAAGCUUCAAGGAAUGGACAUUCAAAAUGCACCAGAGCUCGAUGGCGUGAGAGCGUUUGUGCAAGAAUGUGGCUUUGAUCCCACGAAAAAGUUAGACAAAGGGGAUGAUGGAACGAUUAUUUCGGAACUUGAUGUGCGCAAAGGCAAUUCUGCUUCGGCUGCCGCCUUGGCAAGGCGAACGAUUUCAGCCACCAGUCAAUCACGUAGAACAAAGGUCAAAAGUGAAUCGGAUGAAGAGGUUCCGACGAUCGAACAAAGCAUCAUGGAAGAAGAUGAAGAAGAGGAGGAUUAUGAGGAAGCUGAUGCGACUGCGGAAACGAUUCAUGCAUUAGCCUUUGAAAAUGAAGAUCUUGAAACCCUGUAA
Molecule: messenger RNA, 3262 nt
Organism: Meira miltonrushii
Lineage: Eukaryota; Fungi; Basidiomycota; Exobasidiomycetes; Exobasidiales; Brachybasidiaceae
Exons: 2
Coding region: 140-3262 (1040 amino acids)
Biological process (GO): mitotic chromosome condensation
Cellular component (GO): condensin complex; condensed chromosome
Source: RefSeq, a predicted model, not a curated record